UCUUCAAACUAGUUUUCAGCGUUCAAAAUGUCACGAAAAUACGUACAGAAAUGUGUCUGUUACGGUUGUAAUAAUAGCGUCGACCCAUUGCGAGGAAUAUGUCUUCAUAGAAUCCCUUUUGUAGGCGAUGAAAGGCCCGAAGCAAAGCGGCGCAGAAACAAGUGGGCCAAGUUCAUAACAACAAAAAGGAAAGAUUGGAAACUAGGACCAAAGUCAAGAGCAAGAGUUUGCUCUGCACACUUUAGACCUGAAGACUUUGUUAAUCGUUAUACUUCUCUUUACAACACUGAAGAUUCYCAUAUUAUAAAGCGGUUGGUCUCCGAUGACUUUGGUGUUCUGGCCUAYCCUACAAUCCAUGCAGGCGAGGGKGAUCAAAAURUUGACAUUACUUCUCYAUCACCAAGCCCACGAGAGCGCCGAAUUAUAAUGAGAGAGAUAAUGAAUGAUCCUCUUUAUGCAUCGAUUCUUCAUCCUGAAAAAAUAAAGACAGAAGAAAACAAUUCUAACCAAAGUACAAUGGAUAAUGAUGAAUCUCAAAAACUAAACACUGAUCAUGGAAAUAAUAUCAGUGCAUCACAGACUGACUCUACUGAUAUUAGUGGCAAGUCUUGUGGCUCAAAUUGCACAGCUGACACAGAUAAUGCAAGGAAAAUAAGUAGUUCACAGUGUACUAGUGGAACAACAGUAACCAGCAAGACACAAGACAUGUCAACCCAAACACUGAAUUAUUGCAAAGAUUGUUAUAGGCUGAAACUUACAAAUUAUCAACAGAGUAACCGAAUCAAAUCUUAUCAAUUCAAAAUGAAACAAAAAAAUGCAACUAUUAUGAAGCUCAAAAGAAGAGUACAAAAACUUGAACUAGAGAAACUUGGUAUUACAAAAAUAACUGCACAGCCUAUGGUGGAAAGAACUAAAGGACAAUUAGAGCUCAUCCAGUUGGACCACAACUAUUUUGGAUGAUUGAAUAACACAGUAUCCAGU
Exaiptasia diaphana is the source of this 981-nucleotide messenger RNA. RefSeq lists its product as uncharacterized. Bases 28 to 960 code for a protein of 310 amino acids. The transcript has 4 exons. Gene Ontology annotation, molecular function: sequence-specific DNA binding. The record is from RefSeq and is a predicted model, not a curated record. Lineage: Eukaryota; Metazoa; Cnidaria; Anthozoa; Actiniaria; Aiptasiidae.